AAUCGUUUGCAAGGCUGGUGACGUUUAAGGGAGCCCCAACAAAACCUUUAUAAAGUGAAAACAUUUUUGGUAAAAGUCACAGAACGCUUUCGAGUGUCGAAAAAGGAACGCCAGUUUGGGAUUAUUUAAUAAACAUGAAAGUCAUUUUGGUUUUAGCCCUCCUGUCGCUGGGACAAGCCGCAGAGUUGCCCUCGUCGACGGAAACCACAACAGCAGCCACAACGGGGAAACCCCAGCAAACGGAUCUGCCCAUUCACAUCCAGAACCUGAUAACCAGCCACAUCAAUCAUGUACUACAGCAUAUAAAGAACAAACCUCAGGUCGACUCCCAUACAUUGAGUGGCCCAGUCGAAUGGAAUGGAAGUGGUAGUGGUAGUGGGAGUGGUAGUGGGAGUGGUAGUGGCACGCCAGUGGUCAAGCCCCAUCCAGAUCUCCUUCCACCAUUGGCACACUCUGGUAAUGUCCUUGCGACUCCCGUUGCCGACAUACCAACGUCUACACCUGCGCUGCAAUCUGGCCUACAGCCGGUGCAAGCUGGCAAUCCACAGGUGAAGAUAACCAAUCAUCAGGCCACCGGUACUCUCAUCCACCAUGGAAAGCCAGUGGUGCAGAAUAAGGUGGUGAUGCCACCAGUGGACCAAGUGGUGCUCAAUCUUCCCGGUCAAGAACAACCCAUCAAUGUGGCCGAAAAACUUCACAAGCUGCAACAUCAUGUCAACAAGAUUAUGCAACAGGCUGAGAAACAUAUCCCAUUGGCUGUUAACCAGGCUAUUAAGCAAAAGAAGGAACAGCAGGCUCAAAGGGAAAAGGAGCAGCUUGAAAAGGAUAAGGAAACUAACAAGGAUCAGGAGAAGAACAAGGAAGAUAGUGUGAAUCAUGAAGACCCGGAGCCAACCGAAACAACACAAAAUCCAAAGACAGGUCGAUCUUUGGUAGUUAACGAAGUCCAUGCCCAUAUUCCCCAACUGAUUGCCCAGCAUAGUGAGGAAAUCAAACUGGGAAAAUGUAAUUUCGAGUGCCCCAAAAAAUCUCUAUCCAUCUGCGCUAGCAAUGGCAAGUGUGUGGUCAAUUUUCCAGGUCAAUGUGAGCUGAGUCAGUGGAAUUGCUUUAACUCUAAGAAUGUUUUCCAUCAGGUACAUGAUUCAGAGUGCCAUAACACCAUCACUUGCUAUAAGAGGGAUAUGAUGUGAGCUUUUCCUCUCAAAUUUUAAGCUAUUUGCAAACGAAUUUAC
Drosophila eugracilis is the source of this 1232-nucleotide messenger RNA. RefSeq lists its product as uncharacterized. Bases 135 to 1190 code for a protein of 351 amino acids. The record is from RefSeq and is a predicted model, not a curated record. Gene Ontology annotation, molecular function: protein binding. NCBI's taxonomy places the organism in Eukaryota, Metazoa, Arthropoda, Insecta, Diptera, Drosophilidae. The transcript has 3 exons.